Molecule: messenger RNA, 5048 nt
Organism: Drosophila virilis
Lineage: Eukaryota; Metazoa; Arthropoda; Insecta; Diptera; Drosophilidae
Gene: rempA
Product: intraflagellar transport protein rempA
Biological process (GO): intraciliary retrograde transport
Cellular component (GO): intraciliary transport particle A; axoneme; ciliary basal body
Molecular function (GO): protein binding
Source: RefSeq, a predicted model, not a curated record
UGAUUAAGAGCAUGCAAUUAGAUUUCUGAUUGUGAAAUAGUUGAUUUUCAAAUAUAUCUAGAAUAAUUCAACUAAUUGCAAUAUGAUUCAGCCAGGGCUGCAAGAAAUGCCAGGAACAUGGCUUAUGGAGGAGCCAUGGCAACGGCCAGCGGGAUUUGUUUGGCCCAAAACGGAACAUUGAAAGGAUACCGAAUAUCAAGGGCUAGAAAUGACGCUCUAUUUUGAUACGAAAAUUGAGUUUCUGGACUCGGAUGCAGUUAGCACAAUCAGCAGCUGGCAUCCCAAUGAGCCACUGUUCGCGGUGGCCUCCUACAGCCAGGAGCGCGGCGGCAGCGUAACCAUUUUUGCGGAUACCGGCGAACCGCAGCGGGAUGUCACGUAUCCGGUGCACGCCAGCUCGCAGGCAACGGCCUUGUGCUGGCAUCCGGAGAAGGCGCUGCUGGCCACCGGUUGGGAGCAUGGCGAUAUACACGUCUGGUUUGCCGGCCAUAGGGAAUUCGCCAGCGUUAGUGGACCCCACAAGGCGGCCAUUGUGCUGCUGGAGUUCAGCGAACAGGGCGGCCGCAUGGUCACGGCGGAUGCCCUGGGCCUGGUCACCGGCUGGCGCUGCGAUGGUCAAUAUCAGUUUCUGACCAUGUUCUCGCAUGAUCUACGCGAGGCUCUGCUUCUGAUCUGCUUUCGCCGCACCGUCGAGAGCGAGCUGCGCGAGGAGAUGGCCAGUCUGGCCAAGGCAGCGGUCGCUGGCGAUGAGAAUGCGCUGGACACGCUCACCAAUUGGCGGCCGCGCACGGCGGCGCGUGGACACUCGGGUGUCCGGGACAAUCACUGCUUCUACGCGUGCACGCAGGGCGGCGUGGCCUACUACAUCAAUCAGGGCGGCAGCUGCAGCGAGGUGCUGAAGAGUGGACCUCAACAGCCGAGCAUUCUGCAGAUGCUCUGGCAUCCCAAAAAGGAUGCGGUCAUUUGCCUGCUGGAUGACUUGACCAUCACGCUGUAUUUGGUGGAGUCGACGGGUAUCUUGACGGAACUGGAGCGUGUCAAGCUGAGUGGGCGCGGCGCGAACCAACGCGGCGCCAUAGCCUGGGCGGGCAACAGCUUGGCCAUCAUUACGGGCGAUCUUACCGUGCGCAUCUGGGACAUUGAACGCAGUGAUAAUUAUCUGCUUAAAAUGGAUUUGCCCAGCUCCAGCCUGACCGCCAGCUCCUCCCUCAACAACAACAGCAACAGCAACAGCAAUGCCUUCUUCAGCCACGAGACGAGUGUGGAGAGCAACAGCAACAACAAUCUGCCACGCAAGGUGUCCAGGCACCUUCAGCUCAACUCCAACGAAAUGUUCACCUGCCUCGCCUACAGCAACAGCAAUCAGACCCUGUGCGCGGCCACCAAUCUGGGCAAUCUGUACACCUGGAAGCGCACGGUGAGCUGCUUUGUCAGCGCACCAGAGGAUGCCUGGCAGCUGGGUAACAUAUCGUCGCUGGCGCGGCAGGGCGCCAUCAAGAGCUGCUCGUGGGGCUACAAUGAGCUGGCCAAGCCAUGCAUUUUGGUCAACUGUUUGUCGAGUGUGUUUAUGUUAAAGGAGCAGCCCCUCCUGGCCAGCCACACGCGUAGCCUCUGGGCUGUGCAGUGCUCCGCAAAGUCUGUGCAGCUGACGCACUGCAGCGGACGCCAGUGUACGGUGCAGGCGGAUUUUGCGGUAACUGCGCUGGCCCUAAACGACCUCAGCCUGGUCGUGAGCAACGGACGCUCCAUAUCCUCGUACAGUCUGCAGAAGAUUGAGAAGAGCCUGGACGAGUUCGAUGAAAUACUGGAGGCCUCAGGCGCCGGUUCCAGUGCCUCGGUGAAGAGCUCGCCUGCAUUGAAUGUGCGGCUGAUGCAAACCUUUGCCGCCGAGUGUCUGGCAUUGUGCCUGCACAAUCAGAACAUAUUUUGCCUGAGCGCCAGCGAUAUAGUUAUCUAUUCCGUGGGCGGCGUUGUGCUCCACCGGUUGCUGGGCAAUGAUAUCGAGGGAAAAAUCAUUGGCAUGGAUCUAAACGGCUGCUAUCUGUCCGUGUUCACCAUGAACGGCUAUGUCAAGGCGUACGAUGUCAGCCGGCAUGAUCCGAAGCUACUAUUCCCCAGCAAAUCCGGGCACGAGAUAUUCGAUGAUUUUGGCGAGUUCAUUUUGGUCAAGUGCAACAGCUUGGGCAGUCAUCUGGCCUUGGUGAUAGCCAACAGCAGCUUUCAGCCCUGCGCUGCCGUCUACUGCUGGGACUUUGAACGCAACAAUCUCUUUGAGCACGACCUGGUCCAGCAGGAGCCUGAGAAUGCCUCGCAGAACGGCGGCAAAACCAGCCUGGCUGUGCGCUUCUUCUGGGAUACGGAAGAGCCCCGUCUGCUGGCCGUGGAGGUCAAGUCCAUGGUGAUGCUAGCGCAGAAGCCCAACGGCCGGCAGCAGAAUCAGCAACCCUCACCCAGUCACUAUGUGGAGUCGCAGGUGCUGGUUAUGUUCUACUCGGAGAAGGGCGAGGGCAAACUGAAUGUGCUCGAGUCGCAGGCGAUGAGUGCCGGCGCCCAGCUGCUCAAUCUGUGCGUGCCCAGCGUCGUCUGCCUGCAAGUGAACGCUGUGCAGGAGCAGCCGCUGAAGGAUUUCGUGGAUCUGCAGCAGUGCGAUGCCAGCACCCGACGGCAGGUGCUCAAUUUUAGCCUGCACGUGGCCGAAGGACAUAUGGACUUGGCCUUUCGCUGUGUGCGCUCCAUACAGUCCAAGGUGAUAUGGACGAAUCUGGCCAAGAUGUGCGUGCACACCAACCGCCUGGACGUGGCCAAGGUGUGCCUUGGCCACUUGGAACAGGCACGCUCAGUGCGCGCUCUUCGCCAGGCCAUCGAGGAUGAUGAUCUUGAGCCGGAGGCCAAGGUCGCCGUGCUGGCCAUUGAGCUGGGCAUGAUUGACGAGGCCAAGGAGUUGUAUAAGCGCUGCAAGCGCCACGAUCUGCUUAACAAGCUUCUGCAGGCCACCGGCCAGCUGGACGAGGCGCUCCAAGUGGCCGAAACGGAGGAUCGCAUCCAUCUGAAGCACACGUAUUACCAGAAGGCGCAGGCACUGCGCGAACGCGGCGACAUCAAGGGCGCCCUGGAGUACUACGAAAAGACACAGAAUCCCGUGCAGCAUAUCACACAGCUGCUGCUCGAGAAUCCCAUGGCCAUGAAACGUUACAUACAAACCACCAGCGAUCCCAAAAUGCUCAAGUGGUGGGGCCAAUAUGUGGAGAGCUCCGGCGACAUGGAUGCCGCGCUGGCCGUGUACAGCAAAGCUGAUGAUUGGUUCUCGCAGGUGAAGAUACUCUGUUAUCUGGGUAAGAUCUCCAAAGCGGAUGCCAUAGCCAGACAGUCGGGCGAUCGCGCCGCCUGUUAUCAUCUGGGCAGGCAUUACGAGAACGUGGGCAAGUUCCAGGAGGCCAUCAUGUUCUAUACGCGCGCCCAGACCUUCAGCAAUGCCAUACGCAUCUGCAAGGAGAACGACUUCCAGGAGGAGCUCUGGACGGUGGCCAGCUCGUCGCGUAGCCGCGACAAGGCCAUCGCGGCGGCCUACUUCGAAGAGUGCGGCAAUUUUAAAUAUGCCGUCGAGCUGUACCAUCGCGCCGGAAUGCUCCACAAGGCGCUGGAAAUGGCCUUUGAGUCACAGCAGCCAGAGAUACUGGAGAUUAUUGCCACAGAGCUGAGCACCGAGUCGGAUGCGGAACUGAUCAAUCGCUGUGCGGACUUCUUCGCCAGCAUCGAGCAGCACCAAAAGGCCGUUCAAUUGCUGGCCAAGACCAAGCAUCUGGAGCGCGCUCUGGCUAUUUGCCUGGAGAAGGGCGUGCCGGUCACCGAGGAGCUGGCCGAUCUGCUGACGCCCAACAAGGCGGACUUCGAUGAACCGACACGCAUCGGCAUCCUGGUGCAGCUGGGCGAGCUACUGCAGCAGCAGGGCGACUACCACAGCGCCACCAAAAAGUUCACCCAGGCCGGCGACAAGGUGCGCGCCAUGAAAUCGCUGCUCAAGUCCGGCAACACCGAGAAGAUCAUCUUCUUCGCGACGAUGUCGCGACAGCGCGAGAUCUACAUCAUGGCCGCCAACUAUCUGCAGGCUCUAGACUGGCAGAGCGAUGGCAACAUCCUGAAGCACAUCGUCAGCUUCUAUGGCAAGGCGCAGGCCUACGAUUCGCUGGCCAAUUUUUAUGCCAUUUGCGCACAGAUCGAGAUCGAGGAGUAUCAGGACUAUGAGAAGGCGCUCACGGCCAUGCAGGAGGCGUCCAAGUGCCUGGAGAAGCUCAGCCACGCCCAGCACGCCUACAAUAAUCUGCAGCGCACCGUCGCGGACGUCAAGAGCAUACUGGAGAUACAGCAGGCUCUGCGUGCCGGCGAAAAUCAGGCCGUUAUCAACGCCUGUCGCAGCAUGUUGCUCAAGCCCGAGCAGCCGCCCAUACGCCACUCGCACAUACUGGCGAUGCUGGUGCGUGCAUUGGUCUAUGCCAAACAGUAUCCGGAGGCAGGGCGAGCACUUAAGGAGUUGGCCGUCAAGGAUAACUCGUGGAGCGCAUCGGGUUUGGUGGACAGGGCGCUGGUGCAGCGGGUUGCCAAGGAAUGCGAUUUGGAUUUUGAUCUGAUUUGGAACUCGGGACGCCAAGUGACCGCCUCGACAGCAGGAACGGCAACAGCAGCCACCACAAUAUCAAUGACAACAACGACAACAAACACAGCGAACAGCGAUGACGAGGCAGAUGACGAGGAAAUCAGGGAAGAGCUGCACUGAACUGGCAACAAGUCAAAGCUCUCGACCAGCAAUAGCUAUGAGUAAUGAGAGGAAGCUACGAUAAUCUAUAAAUCAAGCUAUGACCAACCCACAUCAAGUCAACUAAAAGGUAUCUUUUAUAGUUUCCCAAGAAAUCAGCUAAUAUUAUUUAAACCAAAGUUCACUUUCACGUCGGGUGAGGAAAAUAGGUUAGAUUGUGUGUGAUUAUAUAGUCAGACUCAGCUUUGGAACGAGUUUUAUCUUAAAUAGCCAAAAUAGAAUGUGGUUAUCAAAGUUA